This is a messenger RNA of Aspergillus eucalypticola CBS 122712, 2313 nucleotides long. RefSeq lists its product as uncharacterized. The coding region runs from base 99 to 2198 and encodes 699 amino acids. The transcript has 2 exons. Lineage: Eukaryota; Fungi; Ascomycota; Eurotiomycetes; Eurotiales; Aspergillaceae. The record is from RefSeq and is a predicted model, not a curated record.
GGUUAUCAAUGACUCCAGGGGUUGAAAUUCCUCUGUAGCGCCACUUUUUAUGUGCAUAGGUAUUUUAUUGACCCUGUGACCUCCCAUGCUUUCACAAGAUGUUUUUACCUGCUGGACGGUCAUUCAUGAUAAUACUGUUGACACUGAUAUGCCUCGCCUAUGGUUCCCAGACUACUCAUCCUACCGCAUCAGCAACAUCUUUGUCCAGUCUGAUUCCAGGCUGUGCGGCAGACUGCGUCGAACAAUUCAUAUCCUCUGAUUACCCAAAAGAUGCAUGCUCGGAGGCGGAUCUCGACUGUCUUUGUCGGACGAAUACCACAAGCGGCUAUACACUUGGCGAAGCGGCAUUUCGCUGUAGCCUAUCCUUAUGUUCUAUGAAAACAGUCUUCAGCUCCGACUUGUACGACAUUUGCGACUCGGUACCUGGAGCUUUGCCACGGACACAUGCUACGAUCACCGCCACUGUAAUGCCAACGGGAUCAAGCCCCACGCAAAAGACUGCAACAACGACGACAGCAACGGUGCCAUCUACCUCCAGCUCCAGCUCGGCCUCCGACACUGGUUCGAGCUCUAGCUCUAGUACGUUCCCACAAUCGACAAGUUUUAGUACGGAGCAUACCUCAGUAACUACUGAGACCUUCCGAAGUCCGUUGACGGUUCCUACUUCGCAACUUCCCUUCACGACAACGAGUAGCGCUACCAGUAGUGGCCAGUCGGCAUCCGCGAGCGCAUCUGACAGCAGGCUGGAACCUGCUGCUGUGAUUGGAGUUUCGGUUGCUUCUGGAAUAUCGGGAUUCUUUAUUGUUGGUGUUAUCAUAUUCUUCUGUUGUAGGAAGGUAAGGCGUCGGAAACAGGAUGAGAAGGACCACUUUUUCGAGAUCGGAGGAGUCAUGCCAGAGCCUCCGGAUUUCGCAUUCCCACCAAGACGGCCAACUGGGCCUCGUCCUAUGCCCGGCACAACAGAUAGGGAUUCCGAAACCUCUAGACUGAUAACCCCGUUUGAACCGAGAGCUCAGACACCUGCAGUCGUUGUUACGGGCCCUGGUAAUCAUCAUAAUGAUAGUCCCAUGGGGGUGUAUAGUGCCGACAGGAUUGGUUUUGCGUUGACUUCUAAUUCUGAAGCAGAGGGAUCAUUGAGCCAGUCAUCUCCAAGGACGAUCUCAGAUUUACUUCCUGAUAAGCCAACGUUGGGACUUUACCCGGAACCAUUAAGGCUAAGUCGUCAGAAACAGCCCAGACCCCACAGCCAUGCGACUCUAUUCGAAGAGGAUAUGACAAGGCCACGGAGCGCCUUUGGUGCGCCAUACCAGAAUCUAAGUCAGCCGACUUCGUCAAGCCGAGCUCAAGAUAGUUGGCGGUAUAACCGGGCUCCUAUGGCUGGAUUGCCUGCGCAUCCUCGUGCAAUGCUCCACGGUUUUGGGGAAGGCCAGGAUGGAAAACUUGCUAUGAGAGGUCCGAACUACCGAAAGAGACCUACCUAUGCAGAGGGGCAAUCAAAGUUUCAGGCCUCCAAUCACGAUGACACUUAUGAAAGCCUGCUACAAAGCUCUCCGAUCUCGGACGCUGGGGAAUUUGUCGACCGGGACCGGCAGCAGCGCGGUGCGGGACAUGUAAGACUUGUCGGACCGCCCUCGUCGCAGGGUGUUGCAAGUGGUCCGUUCCGUGGCAUGGACAUGAACAGUGGCAUGUUGUUCAACCUUGAUGACAACUUUGAGGACGUCGACAUCAACGGCUCGACGAGCAGAUUGGACCGCGAAUCCCGGCAUUCGGGAAAUCUACGGCCACUCACGCCGGUGCGUGAAAUCAGAACGCCAACGCGAGAAUCUCCUACACCGAACUGGGAGCUUGUCUCGAGUGACCAACCCGGUCUUCCCCGGAUGCCAUUCUCUCGGGCAGUCAGUCCCAGACAAGAAAUUGUCUCUCGCCCGCGGAUUGUACGACGGGACGAUAUCAAACGAGUCCAAAUUCGGCGGAAGCCACAUGCGGGAGGAUUAAGUGCACCUUACUCACCUGAAGACUACUGGCUUGGUCAUGAUCCAGGGCCUGUAUUGGAGACCCAAACACGCAGACAGUCCACCGAUUCUUUGCGCUCCAUUGCGAGCGUGAGGGGCCACAUGCCGAAGAGGAAGCCGGUGCCGUACGAGCGAAAUGUAACCCCAUCCCGCAGCGGGUCAGAUCUAAUACUGCGCGUGGAUUGACGGGGUACGUACCAAUCUACGGGGUAGGGGUGCUCCAUUUCCCGGCCUUGGCUACGAGUGGAACUUUGUCUUCGGUAGACACAUGACAAUACAUAUAUAUAUAUACAUGCUUCUG